Brugia pahangi is the source of this 1752-nucleotide messenger RNA. Lineage: Eukaryota; Metazoa; Nematoda; Chromadorea; Rhabditida; Onchocercidae. The record is from the annotation of a GenBank genome assembly.
AUGUUUGUGCUACAAACUGAAUUAGGUCUAACAGGUCGGCUUUUAGCAUUUUUUGAGAUUUUACUAAGAUCUAGCGAAUUAUGUUCCACCGUUAUUUUCGAGAGCGUUUUCUCAUGGCUGCUGUCAUUAUGCAAAGGUGAUACGGCAAGUUCUAGUGCUAAUAAAUAUGAAAUUGUUAAUAGCGGUUUGAGGUUUUUGUGUCACUGGAUUGAUGUAGCUGAUGAUUCUAAACAAGUUGCACUCCUUCGGAAGUACCAUAGUCCAUUUAUUGAAAUGCUUGACAAAUAUGAUCGUGAGAUCGCUCAGCUUGCACGUUAUAAAUUACUGGAGGUUUGUAUUAAGUUGGAUGUGCAUACGAAUGGAUUGUUGGAGAAGUGCAAAGUUUUCCUCCGAAAAAGUUUUGAUACUAUUUGCAGUGAGAAUAAGGAAUUAAGGAAUAGCUGUCUGAUGUUUGUCUAUGCUUUUGCAUCAUCUAAAUGGACUAUCCUAAAAGAUUUGUUUGUAAACGAAAUUGGCAAUAAUAAAGAAAUAUUUCCUCUAACACCAUUGCUUUGGUCUAUUAUUCAUGACAUAGAUAGUCUUCAUUUUGCUGUAUCGUAUCUUGGAACAUUGUUUCCGACAACAUCAGGAAGUAUCGCAUUACACGAAACAUUAUUGAGUCAAACUUUAAAUUGCUUCUUUGUAAGGCUUGAACUUCAUAUGGGAUCAGAAAAGGAUGUAGAAGCAGAAUCGAAAUUAUUGCAACAAAUUGGACUAAUAAUUAGUAAUGGAACACAUCUGAAUGGCCUUUGUUUGAUUCGGGAAAAGUUGAAAUAUUGUCCAAGUUUAUUACCAGGCUUAUAUCUAUACAUUAUCCAAUCUCCGUAUAACGAUGAACUUCUGAAGCUAUUAACGCAAUUGGAUUCUGUAGAUGGUAAUCUAAUUUGGUAUAAAACAUUGAUUAUGGCUGCAUUGGUUAACAAAUCUCCAAAUUAUAUCGAAACGCUUAAGCAUAUGGAGAAAAUAGCGCAAAGUUUUGAUUUUUUGGAUAGUUUCAAAUGUAGGACUCGAUUAUGUGUCGCGCUUCUUUUGACUGAUCGUCCUGAAGGAUCUACAUAUUUUACCGCACUUCUACGUGAUCUCGUUCAAUGCUUUGAUUCCGAAAAUAUCACUGUAUUAAAAGAAACUUUAGUAGAUAUGUUAACUUUUAAUACUUGCUACUCUGAUCCGAUAAAAUGCAAGUAUCAAACAACAUUUUUGUGGCAACAAAGACUCUUUUGUCAAUUGAUUCCUAUCUAUGUUCAAUACUUCAAUGAUUUAAACAAAGAAUCUCAAAAUAAACGGAUUGUUUUGUAUCCUUUAUUAGCACCGCUUUUUGCGCUUGCUGCAUCAUCAACAGCUAUUAUGAAUGAUAAAUAUGUGGAGUUAUUGCCCAUACUUUGUGCUGCUUUGGAUACAUCAGGAUUGGAUUUGUGCGCAGAAGGACAGAUUAUUACAGGUUUAGCAGCAUUAUUGAAAAAUGCAACAGCUGAACAAUUGGGUCAUGAUUUCUUGUUGAAAGUGCUACCACGAUUGCAACAUUAUCUUGAGCAUAACACGAAUAUGAUGGUUCAAUUAGCAACACUAGAAUGUUUAAAGUUAAUAGCACAAAAAUGGUCUUCUGAAGCAUUACUUCCAUUUUAUGGUCCUAUUGUUCGUAGUUUAAUCAAAAUUUCUGGAUCUCAGAAGCGGAUUGUUCGAACAGCAGUUGCAAAUGUCCGAAAUUUAUGGUAA